AAAGUAUUUUUUUUUAUUAAUGGAUGCAAAAGAGAGGUAUCUCAACUUAUCUAAAGUAGGGUGUUGAAGGCUAAAGCUAUAAAAGGAAACUUCAGAGAAAUAAUGAAAACACAGUGGAAGAAUUGCUGCUCAUGGUGAAUCUAAUAAGAUAGUACGGUCGUUUCUUUCCAAAAAAAAAAACAAACAGAUUGUCCUGUCGUUUGUUGUUGGACACUGGACAUUUAAAGAAAAACACUUGUAGUUGUAGACUUUUACCUUCUUAGCUUACUGCAAUCUUCUUCUUCCUCUCAUGGCUGGAGGGAAGCAAGGGAAAGGACUCAACUAUUCAUGCAUUCUACUCAUAGUUAUUGCUGGUAUGGAGAGAUUUGCAUUCAAAGGAGUGGCAUCCAAUUUAGUGACAUAUCUAACAGAUGUUGUAAAGAUGAGCAAUUCUGGUGCAGCCAAAACUGUCAGUAGCUGGUUUGGUUUCACAUCCCUGUUGCCACUCUUAUUGGCACCCUUUGCUGACUCUUAUUUGCACAGGUAUAACACCAUAUUGGCCUCUUCAUUUCUUUAUGUCGCGGGACUAGUGGCAUUGACAACAUCUGCUUCUAUAUGGGCCCGGUCUGCUGCUAACCAAACAAGAUCUACCACCUUUCUAUUCUGCUCUCUUUGUUUAAUUUCUUUAGGCCAAGGUGGUUACAACUCAUCUUUGCAAGCCUUUGGGGCAGAUCAGCUAGACGAGGAAGAAGAACAAGAGUCUUCUAAUAAUGUCAAGAGUUCUUUCUUUCAGUGGUGGUAUUUUGGUGUCUGUAGUGGUAGUCUUUUUGGGGUAACACUAAUGUCCUACAUCCAAGACACUUUCGGUUGGGUUCUGGGGUUUGCCAUCCCUGCCACAAUAAUGGUUAUAUCAAUAGCUUUUUUCUCAUCUGGGAGUAAAAUAUACAUACACAAACAAGUUGAAAAUAUGGGGCAUAAACCUCUUCUUAACAUAAUCAAAAACAUCACAGAAACACUAUCAAAGUCGGUAAGUUGCAAAAUAGCCUUACCUAAGGCCAAUGACGUAGUUGAGCUAGAGCUUCAAGAGAAACCUCUUUGUCAUCAAAACUUGGGAGCCAUGGGGAUCUUGGACAAGAAUUUGAAAAGCAAUACUAAUUACAUGUUUGAAAACACAAAAGUAGUACUGCGGCUUUUGCCCAUAUGGACCAUGCUUCUAAUGUUCGCGGUGAUCUUCCAACUCCCUGCAACCUUUUUUACCAAGCAAGGUAUGACAAUGAAGAGAAAUAUCGGAAGUAACUUCCAAAUCCCACCAGCCACACUACAAAGUUCCAUCACAUUGUCUAUAAUUCUCUUGAUGCCUCUAUAUGACAAAGUUCUUAUCCCAUUUGCGCAGUUCAUUACUCGAAACAAAAAGGGUAUCAAUGUAAUGCAAAGAAUGGGAGCUGGGAUGUUUAUUUCAGUCAUAGCAAUGGUAAUUGCAGCAUGUGUGGAAACACAAAGGCUAAAGAUUAGUAGAAAAGAAGCAGCAAUGCUUGGAUCUAAUACUGAGACUGUGUCACUAAGUAUCUUUUGGUUACUACCUCAGUACAUACUUUUAGGCAUUUCAGACAUAUUUACAGUUGUUGGUAUGCAAGAGUUUUUCUAUUCUGAAGUUCCUGUUAGAAUGAGAACAAUGGCAUUUGCACUGUACAAUAGUGUUUUUGGAGUAGGGAGCUUCUUGAGUGCUUUUCUUAUAACAUUUAUUGAAGACUUGACAAGAUCCAAGGGAAGGAAUAGCUGGUUCUCAGAUGACAUGAGCGAGGCACGGCUAGACAACUACUACUGGCUUCUCACCAUGUCAAGCACACUCAGUCUUAUGUUGUAUGUUGUUUUGUGUAGAUUUUAUACUAGUAGGAAAAAUUUAGAUAAUCAUGAACAAACAUAAACGAGUUCUUCUGUCCGUUUGCUUUGCUUUAAUAAAGGGAAGAAACUCCUUUGGUAUCCUGUAUUUAUAAUCCUUUGGCACCUUGUAUAUUUUCGAAAAAUAAGUUUGGUACCUUAUGAUUUUAAUAAUACUUAUUUGAUUCCUUGUAUUUUGAAGAUGUACGUACAUAUUUGAUACCUUAUGUUUUUAAUAAUACUUAUCGAUUCCUAAAUAUAGUACUUGAAGUUAGAUUUGAUUAAUAAAAUUUUAUCUAUUUGACAAAAUUGUUCAAAGUUAUAUAUAAUUAAAUAAUUAAAUUUCAAUUUAAAGCUAUAGUCGAAUUGAUUGUAUGAACAAAAUUUUAUUGAUUAAAUGUGAGUUC
This is a messenger RNA of Cannabis sativa, 2264 nucleotides long. RefSeq names its product protein NRT1/ PTR FAMILY 5.9-like. Gene Ontology annotation, cellular component: membrane. NCBI's taxonomy places the organism in Eukaryota, Viridiplantae, Streptophyta, Magnoliopsida, Rosales, Cannabaceae. Gene Ontology annotation, biological process: transmembrane transport. The transcript has 4 exons. The coding region runs from base 290 to 1903 and encodes 537 amino acids. The record is from RefSeq and is a predicted model, not a curated record. Gene Ontology annotation, molecular function: transmembrane transporter activity.